UUAGCUAGUCAGAAACCGUUGCUGCUAAAGGUGCUAACAGUUACUAGCAUGUUUAAGAUAUGGCGAAUUAUUCGGCUUCUCUCUGCUUUUAUUCUUGCUUUUAAUCCCUAUCAGUUGACAACCAGACAUGCCUCAUUUCCUCUCAAGUGUCCACGUAUUAACAUUUUAAAUGGGCUAUUUCAAGUCUAAAUGGAUGUCGAGGACGCAUGAUGGCUGUUUACAAUAGCAGCAGCAGCGCCUUUGCCCCAAACUGGUCAGCUCUUCUCCCUACACGGGUCAGGGAGGGUUGUAAUUAGAGUUUGUGUCGUUGUCGACUGGUUCUCAGACGGAGAAAACUGAAAACGGUUGGAUCAUGACGACAGAAAGAAAUAGCAAAGCCCUGAAGGUGAAGCAGGAGUGUGGCGAGAACAUGCCCAUCCUGUCUGACAGCGAGCUCAUGUCCCUUUCAGUGCGGGAGCUGAAUCUCCACCUGCGUGGCCUGUCCCGUGAGGAGAUCCAGAAGCUGAAGCAGCGCCGGCGCACCUUGAAGAACCGGGGCUACGCUGCCAGCUGCCGGGUUAAGCGGGUGUCCCAGCGCGAGGCCCUGGAGCAGCAGAAGCAGGAGCUGCAGAGAGAGGUGGAGCGGCUAGGGGCCGAGAAUGCUGGCAUGAGGAAAGAACUGGAGGGUUUGGGUGCCCGCCUCGCUGCCCUCCAGAGGUUCGCCAGGGGUUUAGAAGCCGGAGGAGGCAACGUGCUGGCCACAGCCCCACGUCUCAACACCGCCUCUGUCAUCACCAUCGUCAAGAGUCCACCUCAGCCACCGACAAAGAGAGAGCACGAUCGGUCCUAGAAGAGGGACUAAUGGGAACCAGACUGGGGGGAGGGGCGCACAACCUACAAUGCAAACAUACACACACACAUCCUGCAGUCUUACUAUACUAUAUACACCCAGUCCAGAGAACAGCAACACCUUGUUAGUAGGAAAGUGUGAACCAGUGCAUUAUUAUUCGAUCACAUUUCUACUCUCUGGACAGUGUGACUGUCCUCAUGUCACCUACUAUACAAUCCCUGUGUCAUCAGGGACGGGUUAACGCCCUCGAUGUUGAAUUCUGUCUUUAUGACUCUUUAGAUUAUGAUGCUUUUCCACCACAUGGUACUGGCUUGACUCCAAGAAUGAGGAGGGAAAAAAACACAUGCAGGUCCUGGAGUAUAAUCCACUGGAUAGAAACAUCAGCUAGGACAGGAGAAAGAUCUGCUUACUACUGGAGCUCCCAUGUUUUUAAAGCAGUCUGUAGAAAAUGGGAGAUAUACUGGUAUGUGGAUUUGCCCUGUAUCCUAUUGGUUUGACUCAACCGUUGUCACCUUGUUUUGUUUUUUUUCCAUCAGUUUAAAGCUGUGGACAGUACCUGUUCUCUUUGCCAUCACCUCCAACAAAGUUGGACAUGAGCUGAUGUGAUACUGAAAACUCUAAAGAGAGUUUAUCAGCUUCAUUUAUUGUAUUAUACCAAUGAUUACAUGGAAACAAAUGAGAAGCACCUGUUGGUCUGCUCAGCGAUGGUGUCCUCCUCUGUUCCUUUGUUGAGGAUGACAUCUGGACAGUAUGGCGACUGGGGAUCCUACUACCACAAAUGAAGUUGAAUCUGUACCACAGGGUGGAAAAGCACUGUUAGCGACUGAAUUUACAUUACAUACAUUUCUGCACCUUCAAAUUAGCAAUUUCAUUCUGAAAGAAUUCAGCUUUUUAAUGUGAAUGAAACAAAGAGUAGCAACGCACUCAGAAAAUCUCUGACUGGCUAAGUACGCACAUACAUGUAGUGGCAGGAGGAAAAAUGUGAACCCACUGAAAUUUGGUAGUUUUCUGCUUGAACUGGUCAUAAAAGUAAAGAUAUAUAAUACCACAUGGACAGUUAUAAUAUUCCACGUCUUUGUAGACACCUCUUAAAUGGCUAUUUAAACUUAGUACUGGAAAAAUUAAAGUGAACCCUUGGAUUUAAUAACUGGUUGAAACUCCUUUGGCAGCCCUGUGAGUGUUUAAUAGGUGUGGUCGAUAAAGACCUGAAAUAUUAUGGUUGUUUGUUUGGUAUUAGGUUGAGAACAUUGUGUUUCUCUCUCCUUGUGACAUGGAUACAGAAUAGAUGGAUCACAUUUUAUGACCAAAUCACACAGAAAACAUACAAAUUUCAAAUGACUCACAUGCUUUUUCUUGCCACUGUACAU
This is a messenger RNA of Sphaeramia orbicularis (orbiculate cardinalfish), 2196 nucleotides long. RefSeq names its product transcription factor MafF-like. NCBI's taxonomy places the organism in Eukaryota, Metazoa, Chordata, Actinopteri, Kurtiformes, Apogonidae. Gene Ontology annotation, cellular component: nucleus. Gene Ontology annotation, molecular function: RNA polymerase II cis-regulatory region sequence-specific DNA binding; DNA-binding transcription factor activity, RNA polymerase II-specific. The coding region runs from base 353 to 829 and encodes 158 amino acids. The transcript has 3 exons. The record is from RefSeq and is a predicted model, not a curated record. Gene Ontology annotation, biological process: regulation of epidermal cell differentiation; regulation of transcription by RNA polymerase II.